AAAUAAAUCAGAAAAUGGUGGAUGGGCUAAAGAUGAGGAGGUGCGCCAUUUUAUUGGGAAAUUAGGGGACAUCCAGGGUAUGGAUUCUUUCAACACAUUGCCCACAUCCAGGUGUAGUGCCACCAGAUGAUAUGUCAAGAUAUGUAUCAGAUUGUUUAUAUUGUUUUAUUAUUAUUUUUUUUUAACGUCAGACCAAAAUGACUGAACCCUUUUAGGAAACUGCCUGUGCCAUCCUUAAAGCAUUUAGAUAUUUUUUCUCCCACGCUUUUUUGCAGGAUAGUUUCAGCCAAAUUGGAGGGCUAUUAAGCACGAACAGCCUGUUUAGGGCUCUCCAUUUCUCCAAAUAAUCAGAGUUUAACGAGGCCACCCACAAACAGUUUUAUUUUUUCAUUUAAAAACCACGAUUCUCUUGCUGCUUAGAGUUAGUAAUAAAAUGAUUUCCGGCCACACUCCAUCGGGCUUCUAUAGUAGGAUGCAGGAUUUAUGGAGUAUGGCACGCUGAACAUGUAGAAUGUUUUUUAUUAUUAUUAUUACCAACCUAAAAAUCACAAACUGUAAUGUGCAGUAGAUGAACUCUGAUCUGAAGUGAGGCUCCUCCCACAGCGCGCCUCCCUUCUGAAAAAUAUGACCUUUUGCUGCAUUCAAGCUCCCAAGUGCGUUGUAUUUUUAAUGCUCACAAGCACAGGAUUAAUGAUUUAAAAAAUCUAUCUGCCAGCUGCUGUGACAUACAUUGUGUUUCUUUAUUCGGAUGAAUACCUAACAUGUACACGGUCAGUUAAAUUUUAACUGCAUAUUAUAGAUUCUUGUCAUGCAGUUUGACGCAUAAAUGAUUACGAGCUUAUAAACGUAGCAGAGUAGGUGGCCCUUUCACACAUGCCAUAAUUUGCUUAAACAUCAGACAUGUUUUCAUUUUGGAGAAACUUAGGUUUAACUCGUGCAGCAGGGGUUUUCUUUGCCUUUCCCCGACAAGCUUUGGGUCAGUGCAGGAGCCGAACUGGAGGGUGCUUAAUUCCGAACCGAGACAGCUCCGGGAGCCGAUAUAAUGUUCCACCGAGCGCCGAGUUUGUUGCACGGGUGUCUGGGAUCUCCACCAUGGCCAAGUUACCUUAUCGGGAGACGGCCGACGGGCUGGACGCGGCGUUCAUUGGUGUUCCGAUUGAUACUGGGACUUCGAACCGGCCAGGGGCAAGGUUUGGUCCACGCCAGAUCAGAGCAGAGUCUGCCUUGCUGAGGGCUUACAACAGUGGCACCAGGGCAGCGCCUUACGAGUCCCUGAUGGUUGCUGACAUCGGGGACGUAAACGUUAACUUGUACGAUUUGAAAGACACCUGUAAGCGCAUCACGGAGGCCUACAGAAAAAUCCUGGCCACUGGCUGUAUCCCUCUGACUUUGGGUGGCGAUCACACUAUUGCGUACCCAAUACUGCAAGCUGUAGCAGAGAAGCAUGGCCCUGUGGGUUUAGUCCAUGUGGACGCUCAUGCAGACACCAGUGACGUGGUUCUGGGGGAGAGGAUCGGCCACGGCACCCCGUUCAGACGCUGUGUGGAGGAGGGGCUCCUGGACUGCCAGCGGGUGGUCCAGAUCGGCCUGCGAGGCAGCGGGUACUCAGCGGACUCGUACGAGUGGAGUCGGGCUCAGGGUUUUCGUGUGGUCCAGGUGGAAGAGUGUUGGUUCAAGUCUCUCUCGCCUCUAAUGUCUGAGGUGAGGGCUCAGAUGGGCGUUGGGCCGGUUUACCUCAGUUUUGAUAUCGACGCUCUUGAUCCAGGUUUUGCUCCUGGAACAGGAACACCGGAGAUAGCAGGACUCACUCCCAUACAGGGAGUUGAGAUUAUCCGAGGCUGUCGGGGUCUUAACCUUGUUGGAUGUGAUCUAGUGGAAGUUUCUCCACCUUAUGACACUACAGGAAACACAGCCUUGACUGGGGCCAACCUCCUCUUUGAAAUGUUAUGUGUUUUACCAAAAGUGAAAUACUACUGACCUGGAUGUAAUAUUUGGUGCUGCUUUUUAAAUUUUUAAAUAUUAUCAAAGGUUAACUUGGGUGCAAUUCUGUUUUAAAAAAUAAAUUUUCAUUUCCGAUCCAGUCUUAUUUGAAUUGUAAUUAAAUGUUAUACUUUGAUAAUUACAUAUAUUAGCAAUUUAACAUGAGCUGGAGCUCUUUCUCCUGUAAAGAACCUUAAAGUGACAUUUGUUGGGAAUUGGCUAAUAAAAUAAACUGAACUGGACUUAAUGGAGAUGUUUAA
Poecilia latipinna (sailfin molly) is the source of this 2240-nucleotide messenger RNA. RefSeq names its product agmatinase (putative) (gene agmat). The record is from RefSeq and is a predicted model, not a curated record. The transcript has 7 exons. Gene Ontology annotation, molecular function: metal ion binding; agmatinase activity. NCBI's taxonomy places the organism in Eukaryota, Metazoa, Chordata, Actinopteri, Cyprinodontiformes, Poeciliidae. The coding region runs from base 901 to 1977 and encodes 358 amino acids.